This is a messenger RNA of Tachyglossus aculeatus (Australian echidna), 2243 nucleotides long. RefSeq names its product nephrocystin 1 (gene NPHP1). Gene Ontology annotation, biological process: protein localization involved in establishment of planar polarity. Gene Ontology annotation, molecular function: protein binding. The transcript has 20 exons. The coding region runs from base 1 to 2043 and encodes 680 amino acids. Lineage: Eukaryota; Metazoa; Chordata; Mammalia; Monotremata; Tachyglossidae. Gene Ontology annotation, cellular component: cytoplasm; cilium. The record is from RefSeq and is a predicted model, not a curated record.
AUGACGGCGCGGGCCCGGGGCCCGCUGCAGGCCGCGCAGCGCAGCGCCCUCCACCUGCAGCUGCAGGUCGACGAAUUGCUUCAGCAGAGUCUAUCGGAGGGAAACUUAGAAGGCGAGAAAAGGAAGGGCAUCUAUCAGAGAUGUGUCCAGCUGAAAAGAGCAAUAGAUGAAAAUAAAGAUGCUCUGCAAAAGCUAAACAAAGCUGAUGAACCGGCCCCCGUGGGGAAUUAUAUAGAGCGGAAAGAAGAGGAGCGGCAACGCUUGGAAAAACUAACCCAGCAGCUGCAGAAACUUGCCGUCACCUUGAGUCGGGACAGUAAAACGGAAGAUGGGGAACUUAGUAAUGAUCAGACAGAACAAGAGGAGGAAGAAGAAGAUGAAGAUGAAAGUGAAGAAAGUGAAGAAAGUUCAGAUGAGGAAGAAACAGACGAAGAGGAAGAUGAAGCUGAUGAAGAGAAUCCAGAUAUAAAUAAAUAUAUGGCAAUUGGUGACUUUGUUGCUCAGCAAGAGGGCGACCUCACAAUUAAGAAAAGUGAGGUUCUCCUGAUACUUGAAAAGAAACCAGAUGGUUGGUGGCUAGCCAAAAACUCCAACGGAAGCCAAGGCAUCGUUCCCAAAACCUACCUGGAGCCCUACGAUAAAGAAGGGAAAGGUCAGGAGUCAAGUGAAGAGGAAAGUGAAGAAGACAUAGACAUGGUAGAUGAAACAGCAGAUGGGACCAAAAUUAAACCGAGGACAGAUUCUCAUUGGAGUGCUGUCAAAAAAGCUAUCACAGAGGUUAACACGAUCGACGUGUUGACCACCAUGGGAGCUAUUCCUGCAGGGUUUCGCCCAUCAACACUCUUUCAACUUUUAGAAGAAGGAAACCAGUUCCGAGCAAGUUAUUUCCUACAACCCGAAUUGAGCCCUUCACAACUGGCUUUUAGAGAUCUGGUGUGGAACUCUGAAAAAGGCUCUAUUAGACCCAGACCAAGUCGGGUAUCCCUGAUUCUAACCUUGUGGAGCUGUAAAAUGAUUCCUCUUCCAGGAGUCAGCAUACAGGUCCUCAGCAGACACGUUCGCCUCUGUCUAUUUGAUGGUAAUAGGGUUCUGAGCAACAUUCACACAGUCAGAGCCAGCUGGCAACCCAAAAAACCCAAAACGUGGACCUUUUCUCCUCGAGUAACUGGCAUCUUGCCGAACUUGCUGGAUGGGGAUUGUUUCGUGCGGUCCAAUUCCCCGUGCUCAGACCUCGGGAUAUUAUUUGAACUUGGAGUCACUUACAUUCGCAAUUCAACCGGUGAAAGAGGAGAGCUGAGUUGCGGUUGGGGGUUUCUCAAACUUUUCGACUCCAGUGGAAUUCCUGUCCCCCCUAAAACCUACGAGCUUUUCCUGAAUGGUGGCACCCCGUAUGAAAAAGGCGUUGAUGUCGAUCCAUCGAUAUCAAGAAGAGCAAGCAGCAGUGUUUUCCACCAGAUGAUGACGAUGAGGAAACAGCCUCAACUUCUAGUGAAGCUAAGAUCGCUAAACCAAAGGUCAAGAGGCAUAUUAAAUCUGCUUCCAGAAACAUUGAUUGGCAGCAGGUGCUACAUCCACCUGUUGAUCUUUUAUCGACAAAUUCUUGGUGACGUGCUCCUGAAAGAAAGAGUAAGCAUGCAGAAUGCAGAUUUAAUUAGUAACCCAAUCCUGGCCACGUUUCCCCGGCUCCUGGAACAACCGGACCUUAUGGAUGCGCUCAGGAGCUCUUGGGCAGAAAAAGAAAGAACUUUAAAGAGAGCAGAAAAGAGAGACAGAGAGUUUCUGAAGUCCACGUUUACCCUGGUGUACCUCGACUGUGUGUACCCCCUCCUCCAUUCCACCCUCCUCUCCCCAUUCAAAUGGGCAGAAGAAGAAUCAGAAUCCUCUCGUUGGAAGGUGAUCGAUGACUUCCUGAAGCAAAACCAAGAGAACGGUGGGUCCCUGCACGCUUUGCUCGCCCCAGAAAGCGCGCACGACCCUUUUGACAUUGCAGAGCAGGCGUAUGACUUCCUAGAGGAAGCCAGGACAAAUGUGGCUUUGGUAUGAUUCAUCCCCAGAGCCAGCGGUUGAGUGGACUGACCGCAGGGCUCAGCGACCCAGAUUAACUUGCUUUGGAGCAAAAAAGAGAGAGGAAAAACGGUUGGCUUUGGCAUUCUGUACGGAAACUCUCUUGUGAGAAAAUCAUAUGUACGAUCCCGGCCACGGGAGCAGGCUUUAAGUAACAAUAAAAGGUCAUUUGAAAUGUG